This is a messenger RNA of Rotaria socialis, 1833 nucleotides long. Lineage: Eukaryota; Metazoa; Rotifera; Eurotatoria; Philodinida; Philodinidae. The record is from the annotation of a GenBank genome assembly.
AUGUCAUCAAAUAUCAUAGUGACAAAUUCUGAUGAAGUUUAUAUCUUGACAUUACAUCGAACAUUCAAAAUCAAAAUUCUUCACCUAAUAAAAGAUUUAAAUGAUCGUUUAGACUCUAUCAUUAUAACUCGCACACGAGACAUUACAAAUAUGGUCAAUGUUAAAUUUAAUACGAACCUUACGGAAGCUACGGUGCAAGAAAUCAUCAAUCGUUUAAAUAAUGGUGAAAUGAAUGAACUGUUUCAUUCUUUUGAUAUCAGUCAGUUACUCAAUCAUUAUAUGACAAGUUCAGUAAUUGAUACAAAAGCAACUUUGAUUUGUUUAAAAUCAUUCACGAAGAAACGCAUUAGCUGUGAAGAAGACCUUGAUGUGAUUUUUAAUCAGUAUAUCAAUAUAUAUAAUUUAGAUAAAAUUAUUAAAGGUGGUGUUUAUUAUUCCAAAUGCAAUAGAUGUCAUCAAAAAUUUUACCCAAAUUAUUUCGAAAAGCUUACCAAUGGAAAAAGAUUCGUGACAACAAAUUGUUUAUACAAUCAAGAAUACAUUUAUUUUGGUGGCAAGAAAGCUUAUUCUACUCAAUUGUUAAUAAAUUUUACGUCUCUUUUCUUACGGCAAUAUUCCGGUUUUGAAAACUUCGAAAAUUCGUAUAAUCUAUCUCUUAAAAAAUAUCACAAUCUGAAUUCAAAUAAAAGUGCCGUACAUGAAAUAACAUCUGAAAUUAGUCGAGAAUAUUUCUCCAACAUUUGGUUUAUAUAUCAGUUAUCAUUAUAUACAUUUUUUAUGAAUGAUCUUCGGGAAUUUGAAAUACCAGGUUUAUUAGAUAAUAAUUCUAUCUAUGACUUUUUCUAUAUGAACUACGAUCAAUGGUACAAUGAUUUUGUUAAUAAUUGGGCAACUCAUCAUCGAACACAUCCAUGUGCAGCAACAAGAACGAAUAUAGAUCCUGGUUGUAUGAAAUGUUUUGUCUUGGAUGGCAUGCAAAAAGUUGCGAGACCAAUUUGUACUAAUAAGAAUAAACAGGAAUAUACCGAAGAAUUUCCUGAUGGAAUUUACGUUGGCUGUGGUAACACACCGAAAGCAAAGUCCGGCUUAUGUGAAUCAUGCCGUGAAUCCAUUUUAUUAAAAGAUAGUGAAACAUCUUUAUUAACUGAUGAUGAUAAAGGGAUUUAUGAUGAUCCAUUGAUGGGAUGCAAUGUUUCUAGAGAAGAUCGUUUCGUGGACCUAGAAAAGCGAUUCUCACAAGGUAUUAUUUACACACUGUCUCCGUGUGGAAUAGUUGUCGGCUUUGAUGAAAUUUUUCGAUCAGAAUCUUGUUUUAUCGCUUUACAGCAUUUAUUCAAAAUCAUACAUGUUAUCAAUAGUCAAUAUCAGCAAUACUUACCAAAAAUGAUUAUUUAUGAUAACGCUUGUAGCUUAUAUAUCUACUUUUGGAAUCGAUAUGGGAAAAGCGAUCCUAAUCGACAUAUUCCGCCAACAUCAUCAUCGAAAUUUAUUUCUGAAUGCUCCUUCUUCAUCGAUCGAUUCCAUCAACCGAAUCAUAAACGGCCUAUGUGCCAAAAAGAAAGAAACUUAGACUAUAUUCACACAGAUGCAGCAGCUAAAAGUAUUAACACUGAAGUUGCGGAACAAAGAAAUAGUGUCUUGAAACAAUAUCACAAUGCCCUGUCACCUUAUUCAUCAAAGAAAGCUCGUAUUGCUUAUUUGGUAUUAUUCCAUCUUAUGAAUUGUGAACGUAAUACUUGUGAUAACCAAUUCGAAUACAGUCGAAAAUACGUAAAAGGUGCGUUUUGCGAACAGUCCUUAAAACGUUUUCUAAAAACAGAAAAAAAAACAUAA